Megalops cyprinoides (Indo-Pacific tarpon) is the source of this 1095-nucleotide messenger RNA. Its product is annotated as C-X-C chemokine receptor type 2-like. The transcript has a single exon. NCBI's taxonomy places the organism in Eukaryota, Metazoa, Chordata, Actinopteri, Elopiformes, Megalopidae. Bases 1 to 1095 code for a protein of 364 amino acids. Gene Ontology annotation, molecular function: C-X-C chemokine receptor activity. The record is from RefSeq and is a predicted model, not a curated record. Gene Ontology annotation, biological process: neutrophil chemotaxis; G protein-coupled receptor signaling pathway; immune response. Gene Ontology annotation, cellular component: membrane.
AUGUUCUUUCUCACAGGGCUAAACACCUCUCUCUUUGUGGACGACUUCUCUGAGUUUUAUGACUCGUUAAAUGCCUCAAACUCCACAAACUUCACUACUUUCAGGGUGGACCAAAAAACCCAGCCUUGUGAAGCCAUGGUCACAUCCCUCCUGGUCAACGUGGGUGUGUGCAUAUUCUACGUGCUUGUCUUCCUGCUGGCCAUCCCUGGGAACCUUAUCGUGGGGGUGGUCAUCGUCUCCAGCAAGCAGCCCCUCCUACCAUCGGACCUGUAUCUGCUCCACCUGGCAGUAGCUGACAUCCUAUUGGCCCUGACCCUGCCCUUCUGGGCGGUGGUGGCCAUCCAGGGCUGGGUGCUGGGCAACGCCCUAUGCAAGCUGGUGAGUCUUGUGCAGGAGGUGACCUUCUACAGCAGCAUCCUGUUCCUGGCCUGCAUCAGCGUGGACCGAUACAUGGUGAUCGUGCGCGCCAUGGAGACCAGGCGCGAGCGCCGGCAGGCCCGCAGCUGGGCCGCGUGCGUCGCCGUCUGGACGCUAGGGGGCGCCCUCUCGCUCCCCGCCUUCUUCAGCACCGCCUUCCGGCCGCAGGGCUCGGAGAGGAUGGUGUGCGCCGAGCACUACGACCCGGACAGCGCCGACCAGUGGCGGCUGGCGACCCGGCUGCUGCGGCACAGCCUGGGAUUCGUGCUGCCGCUGUCCAUCAUGCUGUCGUGCUACGGCGUGACGGCGGCGCGCCUCCUCCGCACGCGCGGCUUCCAGAAGCAGCGCGCCAUGAGGGUGAUCGUGGCGGUGGUGGCCGCCUUCCUGCUGUGCUGGACGCCCUACCACCUGGCGCUGAUGGCCGAGACGCUGCUGCGCGCGAGGGUGCUGCCCAACGAGUGCGCGGCCCGCGCCUCCGUCGACCUCGCCACCUUCGCGGGGCAGAGCCUCGGCCUGCUGCACUGCUGCGUCAACCCCGUCCUCUACGCCUUCGUCGGGGAGAAGUUCCGCCGGAACCUGCUGCGCCUGCUCCAUAGGAAAGGGGUGGUGGAGCGCCCGUCCGUGCCACGGGCCGGCCGGCCCGCCUCGCAGUCCUCCGAUGGCACCUCUGUCGUGUGA